GGCGAUCUUGGAUCGAUCUUUGGAAGAUCGAUCUUUUUCGUUUCGAUUUCCGAUUUUUUGGAUCGAUUCUUUGUACCUAGAAAAAUCGAAAAGAUCGAUCUUUUGCCUUCGAUUUUUUCGAUCUUACAAAAAAUUUUUUCCAGCGUGCAUCGAUUUUAAUCUUACCACCUCACCAAUUUUAUAAACAUAAUAUCAACAUUUGGAUCACUUUCGAGAAUGUCAUAUUGGUGGUAGUGAAUCUAGGUGAAGCAACUGUGUAUGUUUGGUCAUUACGAGUGUUACACUAUCGCAUACUCUAGACAAAUAGUGGAAAUCGUGACGAAAUUAGUUACGCUCAUUUCUUUUAAUACUACGCAGUUGUCCAGUUGCAUCAUCUCACUUCUGUUAUUAUUCCUACCUAUUCCUUUGGUUUGACAGAUUUCUUGGCGGGAACAAAUAAAAGCGACAGUGUAACGUUUUUUUCUCAUGCAGACAGAAGCUGUGUUUUCGUUUGUUCGUUGUGCGUACAUAUUAAGAUUCGAGUUUUUACCGGGUUUUAGUCAACUUUUCUCUUUUUGCUCUAGUGCACAUACAUGUUGUUUGUGUUAUCUAGCAAAGUUUGUUUUUGAAGCAUGGCUCCACGAAGUAAUAUUUGGACAUUUUUCGUCAAAAAUCCCAACUCGAGUGUAUGCAAAAAUUGUGGAUCAAUCGUUAAGACAAGUGGAAACACCAAAAAUCUUUGGAACCACAUCAACAGACAUCAUCCUCAGCUGCUUCAGUCUGAAAAAAAAACCACCGACGAUUCUGUUCCAGAUGCACGAGAAUCAAACUCAAAGGUUACAAAGAAAACGGUUGCUCAAAAUCAUGUUGAAGAACCUGCUGGUAUUGACCUUGAAAAUAAUCAUGUUAAUUUGAAUCAUACCAUUAAGGAAUCAUUUACGCGGAUGUUGAGUUUUAAAGAACAUGGAGGAAUGACAAUUCAAAUUAAUGAAGCGUUGUUAUAUAUGAUUGCCAGAGACAACCUUCCUUUGAGAACAGUUGAACGAGACGGAUUUCUACAUUUUUGUAAAAUAGCGCUUCCACUCUACAAGCCCCCGAGUAGAAAAAAACUCACUGAGAUGAUUGAUUCUAAAUACAAAAUUCUGAGUGGAGUUGUAAGAAGUGCUCUCUCUGAGGCCGAGUGGUGUUCUUUGACGGCAGAUAUAUGGACAGAUACAGGAAGUAAUCAAAGCUAUCUAGGUGUUACGGCACACUAUCUAGAAGGAACUGACAUGAAAGCAGUUGCUCUCACCGCCUGCCCCCUCGAUCAAGCACACACAAAGGUAUAUCUUGCGAGAUUACUAAAAGAACUUUGUUUUGAAUGGGGUAUUGAUCUACACAAGGUAUCCGUCAUAGUAACGGAUGGGGGCGCCAACAUUGUGGCAGCCGGGAAAGACGUCUUUGGAGAUGCAAGACAUGUUAUUUGCGUGGACCACAGCUUGAGUCGUAUAACCACUGUAGCCAUCGAACAAUCACCACUUUUUGAAAGCCUUCUGACAAAAAUUCGAUCCAUCGUAACAUUUUUCAAAAAAUCUGUUAAUGCUGCGGAUGAGCUUCGGACCUUACAGCGCAAGGAGCUGAGUUCAGAAGCAGACAUAUUGAAGCUAAUCAAAGAUGAGCCAACAAGAUGGGGUAGUAAUUUUGCAAUGCUGGAGCGCUUCAUUAAGCUUGCAGACAAAGUCAGUUUGAUUCUUUUAAGAUUCACUUCCGUGCAAAUGCUGACGGGAUCAGAACUAGCGGCAGCUACUGAGGGACGCAAUCUACUGCAACCAGUGGCUCAUACGAUCACUGAACUGGAAGCAGAAACGUCUUCUCUCUCAGGGAAGAUAAUCCCAAUGUUGAAAAAUCUAAGAAAGAAAAUUGAUUCAAUGUGCCCCACCACAGAACCAGUAAAACAAUUGAAGGCGAUGUUUCUGGUGCAACAUGAACGAAAAUUCAAAAAUAUUGAAUCGGUAGAUACAUUUGCCAUAGCUACUUUACUAGACCCUCGUUUUAAGACGGUCUAUUUAAGCCCAUCAGCACACGCUGAGGCAUUGCAAUAUGUUUCCGAUAUAGUUGAGACUGAAAACAUAAAACCAUCAACGGUUCCACAGGCAAUUUCAACGCCAUUAGUCUUUGAACAUGGAUCUAGUAAUUUGUGGGAGUACCAUAAUGAAAUGGUACGCGAAUCGUUGGAUAAUCAAGAAUCUAAUCCCUCUGGAGAUAUUACCGGAGAACUUCGGAAUUUCCUACAUCAGAAGAUUGUAACACUAGAUUCAAAUCCUUUGACUAUAUGGGAUUCGAUCAAAAGCGAGUAUCCUACAUUAUAUCCGAUAGCUCGAAAAUAUCUCAGUCGAAUGGUGACAUCAGUUCCAGCCGAAAGGUUAUUUUCGAGAACUGGUGCUACAGCCAUGAAUCGGUUUCGACUGAAUGCGAGACGUAUGGCACGCUUGGCUUUUAUGGGAUCGUUAUCUGCUGAGUUCUGGGCCAAUACCAGCAGUUAAAUUACUAUAUAUUCCUUUUCAAUCAAUUCAUUUAAUUAAGUGAUUCCAUGACGGUACACAAAUGCUCUUUAAAAUGCUAUUUUUCUGGAUUUUGAAAUUUUAAGAACUUUAUGCGUAGAAAAAAAAUAAAAUACUGUUGAUGUUUCAAUAGAAAUAUAAUUUUUCCGAUUUUUUGUUUAAAGAAUAAACAACGCUCAAAUGAAU
Molecule: messenger RNA, 2705 nt
Organism: Toxorhynchites rutilus septentrionalis
Lineage: Eukaryota; Metazoa; Arthropoda; Insecta; Diptera; Culicidae
Product: E3 SUMO-protein ligase ZBED1-like
Exons: 5
Coding region: 612-2501 (629 amino acids)
Molecular function (GO): protein dimerization activity; DNA binding
Source: RefSeq, a predicted model, not a curated record